GCGAGAAGCCGACAAACAUGGCGGCCCCCUGCUCCCUCGCCCUGCCUGUGGCUGCCCUGGCCGCUUUGGCGCUCUUGUCUCCCCGCAGCUCCGCCGCUGGCCACAUCGAGGAACAAGCAGAGCAGUUGUUUAGAAGCGGACACACAAACAACUGGGCUGUUUUGGUGUGUACCUCCCGAUUCUGGUUCAAUUACCGGCAUGUUGCAAACACUCUUUCUGUUUAUCGAAGUGUCAAGAGGCUAGGUAUUCCUGACAGUCACAUUGUCCUGAUGCUUGCGGAUGACAUGGCGUGCAAUGCUCGCAACCCCAAGCCAGCCACGGUGUUCAGCCACAAGAACAUGGAGCUCAAUGUGUAUGGAGACGACGUGGAAGUGGACUACAGAAGCUAUGAGGUAACUGUGGAGAACUUUUUGCGGGUAUUAACCGGGAGGGUGCCACCUAGUACUCCUCGUUCAAAGCGUCUUCUCUCCGAUGACAGAAGCAAUAUUCUUAUUUAUAUGACAGGUCACGGGGGAAAUGGUUUCUUAAAAUUCCAAGAUUCUGAAGAAAUCACCAACAUAGAGCUUGCGGAUGCUUUCGAGCAGAUGUGGCAGAAAAGACGCUACAAUGAGCUGCUGUUCAUUAUUGAUACUUGCCAAGGCGCGUCCAUGUACGAGCGGUUUUAUUCCCCUAACAUCAUGGCCUUGGCUAGCAGCCAAGUAGGGGAGGAUUCGCUGUCCCACCAGCCAGACCCUGCAAUCGGAGUCCAUCUUAUGGACAGGUACACCUUCUACGUCCUGGAGUUUUUGGAAGAGAUUAAUCCAGCUAGCCAAACUAACAUGAAUGACCUUUUUCAAGUUUGUCCCAAAAGUCUCUGUGUAUCUACUCCUGGACAUCGUACUGACCUUUUUCAGCGCAAUCCUAAACAUGUCCUGAUAACCGAUUUCUUUGGGAGUGUGCGGAAAGUGGAGAUCACGGCAGAGACCAUCAGCCUGCAGCGGGACCCGCCAGCCGUGGAGAGCAGCUACACGGAAGACGGGAUGGAGGAGGAGCUCACGGAACCUCUGCAGUACGCGGAACAGCUCCCGGUGGCUCAGAUAAUACACCAGAAACCAAAGCCAAAAGAUUGGCACCCUCCUGGCGGCUUCAUCCUGGGGUUGUGGGCGCUCAUCAUCAUGGUCUUCUUUAAGACCUACGGGAUCAAGCACAUGAAGUUCAUCUUUUAGACUCAAGGAUGUGGGAAGAAGAACAAAUGGAAGAUGGCAGCCUUGUAUAAAAGCAUAGAUUUUUAUGUUUUUAAAUAUGUUGUUUGUGUGUAAAUUUGGGAAGAAA
Molecule: messenger RNA, 1311 nt
Organism: Chionomys nivalis (European snow vole)
Lineage: Eukaryota; Metazoa; Chordata; Mammalia; Rodentia; Cricetidae
Gene: Pigk
Product: phosphatidylinositol glycan anchor biosynthesis class K
Exons: 11
Coding region: 18-1205 (395 amino acids)
Biological process (GO): protein localization to cell surface; proteolysis; attachment of GPI anchor to protein
Cellular component (GO): GPI-anchor transamidase complex
Molecular function (GO): GPI-anchor transamidase activity
Source: RefSeq, a predicted model, not a curated record